AUGCAAGUUCUCGAAGCAAAGCUCCUCGCAGACCUGCUCUUCCUGGCCCGGGAAGAGCGCCGGAAGGCGGCCGCGGUCACCAGCUCGCUCCAGAAAGGCACAGAGCGACUGAAGGAGGCCAACAAGAUCUCCACGGAGACGGAGGACAUUGGCGUCCGGGCUCUCCAGGACCUACGCAACCAGCGUGAGACCAUGAUCCGCAUGAAGGACAACACGCACGACGUCGGUGCCAACCUGGAGGAUGCCGAGAGAGCGGUCAAGGAGCUUGACAAGCAGACGUGUUCGGUGAUGUGA
Symbiodinium natans is the source of this 294-nucleotide messenger RNA. NCBI's taxonomy places the organism in Eukaryota, Dinophyceae, Suessiales, Symbiodiniaceae. The record is from the annotation of a GenBank genome assembly.